This is a messenger RNA of Zea mays, 1253 nucleotides long. RefSeq lists its product as uncharacterized. The record is from RefSeq and is marked provisional. Lineage: Eukaryota; Viridiplantae; Streptophyta; Magnoliopsida; Poales; Poaceae. Gene Ontology annotation, molecular function: crossover junction DNA endonuclease activity.
CCGCUGCAGCCUUUCGAAUUAUGGCAGCUGCCGCAGCCGCGGGCGGAGCUGCAUCAGCCGCCGUCGCCAGCCAAGAACCUAUGAAGGCUCUCGGCACAGGCAUCCUCCGCCGCUCCGCGCCGCACUGGUCCACAGCCGCCGCUUCCUUCUUUUCCCCACCCUUCCGCCCCCGCCGCUGCCGUCGCGCGCCCGCUCCUGCAGCCGCCGCGCGUACCCCGCGGUCCCGCGCGAGUGCCAAGGCCCGGGCGAAGCUCCUGGCGGAGGUUGAGGCCCGGGACCCCUGGCUCGCCUCCCUCUCGCUGCUUCCGACCGACGACAUCCCCAGUGCUGACGCCACCACCAACGGGUGGGUGAUUGGGGUGGAUCCUGACAUUGGAGGCGCCAUCGCCGUCCUCUCGCCUGACGGCUCGUCUCAGGUGUUUGACAACCCGUUCGUGCACAUUGUGGUGUCAGAAGUCAUCCGUAAGCGACUGGACACCAAGUCAAUUAUCCAACUGCUCCGUGGCCUUGAUGCGCCUCCUGGAACUACGGCAUACAUUGAGAAGUCUAGCCCAUUUCCAACUGAUGGAAAGCAGGGAUGGUGGAGCACUGGUUUCUCAUAUGGCUUGUGGAUUGCUUCUCUAGUGGCUUCGGGGUUUUCGGUUGUCCCGAUUGCAUCUCAGACAUGGAAGGCUUACUUUGGGCUAAUGCGAAGUGAAACACCAAAGGAUGAUAGCAGACAAGCUGCUUCAAUUUUGUUCCCUGACAAAGAUCAGUCCUUGAAGUUGAAAAAACACCAUGGGCGAGCAGAGGCUCUUCUGUUAGCAGCCUAUGGGAAAGGCCUUGUGCUGCCAUCGGGGAAGUUCAGCAAAACCUCAGUUUGAUGUCUAUGGUGAUUGCAGAUUGACUUGCCAUUUUUUUGGGGGUAAACAGAGGCUCUUCUGUUAGCAGCCUAUGGGAAAGGCCUUGUACGAUGCCUAUGGUGAUUGCCGACUGACUUACCAUUUCCUGUAUUGAUGGUACUGCAAAUUUUCAUUUCGCUUAGGAGGCCCCAAUCAAGACAUUAAGGUUGAAUCUGCUGUAAGUUUGCAAACCGUAAUAGAGAUCAUAGCUAACCCAUCAUUUUUCGUGGAAUGCAUUACAGCAUUAGACAUUUCCCAUUGUGUCCUUAGUGUGGCAGGCUACCUAGAUGAAAUCUGGAUGUUGUAAACAUGUAAUGAUGGAAACUGGAAUGAACUGGUCGUCUUUUCGGUGAAAGUGGACUCGUUUGCUCA